AUGGCAAGGCCGGCGCGGCUGCGGCACGCCUUCGUGGCAGCCCUCCUUGCCCUCCUAGCCGCGCAAGCGGCCUCUCAGACGAUCACGAGCCUCAGCGACUCGCAGACGGUGCGCCUGGCGUGCGAGGAAGGCGGAACCUCGACGGAGAUCACCAGCACAGUGACUGGCGCCGGAGACGUGAACAGCACGACGACUGUGAAGACAUCCACGUCGGUGGGCGGCGUCACCACCAGCAGCUCAUCCACGACGCUCACGUCGGUGGGCGGCAGCGUCACGGCGGUAGUGGGUGGCGUGCCGUUCGACGUGCAGGGAACGGACACCAACAUUGAUCUGUGCGUGGUGUCGGGCGGUCUCGACAACCGGGACGCGCUGCGGCCGGAGGGCGACUGGGAUCCCGUUGUGGAGGCGGCUGUGAACAUGAAGGGCCAAGACAUAUGGAACAUCCUGGAGGACUAUGGGCAAGUUCUGGCCCGUGGCUUUGGGAACCUCGCCCUCACCAUCCGCCCACUCGACGGAGAGAGUGAGUUCAUAGUCGACCUCAACACCGGGGAAAUGGUCCAAUUUGAGGUUGUAGAAACCAACAAGGAGGAGUUCUAUCAUAUUGCUGUGGUGACCUUCCAUACGCCAGGCGUUUUUGAGGGCUUCAGCAUCGUGGGCUCCCGGAUCCUGUUCUGGAUCGCGCCGGCAGAUGGUGGCAACGCUGAGCAGUCUGUCUUGGAGUUUGCCUUUGAGGGGAAGAUCGACCCAGAGGACCUGUCGGGUGCCGCCAGCAUAUUGAUCGAGUCCCUAUUCCAGGAGAUGCUCUCCAACCUGGAAUCAUUCUUUGGGGAAGACUGCACACUGCUGCAGUUCUCCCGAACACUGGAGGGCGACUGCAACAACCUGAAGUACCCAAGGCGGGGCGCCUCAGGCGAAACCCUACUUAGGCUCGCAAAGAAUGACCCCAGUUUUGGAGACGGGGUGUCAUCGCCUGGUGGAAACAAGGAGAUCAGCCCCCGUGCGGUCAGCAAUGGAAUCUUUGCUGAGAGUCUUGGGCUUGAAUAUCUGAAGGAUGCUGCCACUGGCAUGGAUGGCCAGUGCUUCACCACCUCCGCUGUUGGCCCCACCAGUUGGGAAGCAUGCCUCUUUAGCACAGCCACCGCAAGCCGGUCUUCAAACUUGGACACUGCCAAAUUGGAGUGGGAGGCCCUGGAGGAGCUGAGUUCAGGCACCGUGAGGUUUAAGUGGUCAAGUGGAUCUGACUGCGAGCUCCUGGUGGAGUUCCGCUGUGCCGGUGAAGAUGCCAUGGUUGUCAGUGACCCCUCAGAGGGGUUCGAGUUCAUCGGUCCUCAGUGUGGCAGGAUCCAUGGCUGGGUGAGGGGAGGCCCAGGUGACGAUGGUGUUGCCACAAACCCUGUUGGCUACACUGACCUGUUCUGGACCACUGGCCAAUUCCUGGACCACGACUUGGACCUCACUCCAGAGAGCCAGAUUGCCGAAGACAAGCAGCCAGGAUUCACCGACACACGGGCAGUUGAGGAAUUCCCCAUCUUUGUGCCUGAGGGUGACUUCUACUUCGGAGGAACGGAGGAGCUCGAGUUCAAGCGCUCAGUGCAGAUCCCCGAUGAGGGCAACCCUGUGAAGUUCGUCAACAAGCAUUCUGCUUACAUCGACCUGGGAAUGGUGUACGGCCAGGACUUCGCUCGCGCCAACGCUCUGAGGACGCACAAGGACGGCCUCCUCAAGCUGCACGGUGCUGGCUUCUUGCCCAAGAACAAGCUCAGCGGUCCCGAUGCUUUGGGCGCUAAGCUCAGCAACGCACCCGACGCAGAUGACAGAUUUUUCGUGGCAGGGGACAUCCGUGCUAAUGAGCAGGUCAUCCUGCUUUCGAUGCACACACUGUGGGCACGGGAGCAUAACCAGGUGGCCACGGAGCUGAAGGCCAUCUUCCCUGACUUCGGCGACAAGCAGUUGUUCGAGACGGCCCGAGCGAUUGUCAUCUCGUGCUGGCAGAGCAUUGUGUACACCGAGUACCUGCCCCUCCUGAUCGGCAGCGCCGCUGCGCCCGGUGACUACAAGUACGAUGAGGAAAUCGACCCGGGCGUCACGGCCUUCUUCUCGACGGUGGCCUACCGGUACGGCCACUCCAUGGUGCCAUCCCAGUUGUGGCGCGUGCCCGCUGGUGGCUCGACCGUCCUGGUGCCGCUUCGCGACGCCUUCUUUAACCCCGAACUGGUAGAGACAUACGACAUCGGCCCGUGGCUGAGAGGCGCGGCACUGCUGUCGGCUGACUGGUACGGCUCU
Messenger RNA from Ostreobium quekettii, 2283 nucleotides. The record is from the annotation of a GenBank genome assembly. Lineage: Eukaryota; Viridiplantae; Chlorophyta; Ulvophyceae; Bryopsidales; Ostreobiaceae.